UUCUAUUUAAAAUAGUAAUGAAAAGCAAAUCCAGCAAAUAAUUUUAUUAAACGCAGACUUUGAUGAACAGUGAACUGAAAAUAUUAAGUUUACAGGUUAUCUUUGAGAGUCGUGGAGUCCUCAUUAGCGAAAUUUACAAUUUUAUUGCUUUAAAUUAUAUUCAAUUGAGAAUGAGCUGCUCAAAGGGUAAUACUAAGAGAACUAGACCCCAAAAACAUCAAAACAGAUCAGCAUUCAAAAAUGAUUUACAUGAUUCAAGUAAACAAACGAAAUUCCUUAACACAAUGGAAAUAUCCGGAGUUUGUAGCCGUUGUAAAGAAAUUAUCGAGUGGAGAAUCAAGUAUAAGAAAUACAAACCAUUGACUAGUCCAAAAAAAUGCAUUGGAUGUGAACAAAAAAAUAUAAGAUAUGCUUAUCACAUAUUGUGUUCUGGAUGUGCUUCAGCAAAAAAAGUUUGUUCUAAAUGUAAUAGGGACUUAACGAUUUGUGAGAAUGAACUAAAAGAAGAAACAAAGGAAAAAGGGAGUACUGAAAAUGUAGAUUUACAACCAAUGUUAAAAAAUCUACCAGAGAGAAAAAGACGCACAAUACUCAGACACUUAAAUAAAAGCAGUGAUGGGCAAAAUGAUUCCAAAAUAAAUAGACUAUUAUCUGAUAUGGAAAAGUUUAGCAUUGAUGAAGAUUGGUCCAGUGACAAUUUAAGUGACUCCGGGUGUGAAGAAUAGUUAAGUGUAUCAUACUUUUUGAGUCUAUAAUAAAUAUUAUAUAAAAGUGUU
This is a messenger RNA of Aricia agestis (brown argus), 776 nucleotides long. RefSeq lists its product as uncharacterized. Bases 63 to 725 code for a protein of 220 amino acids. The record is from RefSeq and is a predicted model, not a curated record. Lineage: Eukaryota; Metazoa; Arthropoda; Insecta; Lepidoptera; Lycaenidae. The transcript has 3 exons.